Molecule: messenger RNA, 3122 nt
Organism: Carassius gibelio (silver crucian carp)
Lineage: Eukaryota; Metazoa; Chordata; Actinopteri; Cypriniformes; Cyprinidae
Gene: ddi2
Product: DNA-damage inducible protein 2
Exons: 5
Coding region: 171-1934 (587 amino acids)
Biological process (GO): proteolysis
Molecular function (GO): aspartic-type endopeptidase activity; protein binding
Source: RefSeq, a predicted model, not a curated record
CAAAGGUGUUGGCACCCAGAAAAUUAUAGGCCGAGUUCAUUUGGCCCAGGUGCAGAUAGAAGGAGAUUUCCUGCCUUGCUCUUUUUCCAUUUUGGAAGAUCAGCCCAUGGAUAUGCUGCUAGGCCUUGACAUGCUGAAGAGACACCAGUGCUCCAUAGACCUAAAGAAAAAUGUCCUCCUCAUUGGGACGACGGGUACCGAGACACGUUUUCUACCUGAGGCAGAGCUGCCAGAGUGUGCCCGGCUGGCAUAUGGUCCAGAGGCACGAGAGGAUACCCGGCCUGAGGAGAUUGCUGAUCGAGAACUGGCAGAGGCUUUACAAAGAUCUGUGCAGGACAGCGGACAAAACUGAUGUCAUAUGGACAGACUCCUGGAGAGGGCUCUACUUACCAGAUAUUGAAGAUGGAAAAACUACCUCACCACAAUCCCUGCCAUUUAAACCCCUCAACCAACCCACAACAUCCUCAGCCUCAAGUCACCCCCACAGUCUCACCCUAGACCGUUCCAAGUCUGCCCCAGCCUCUAUAAACCAGGGAGUGCCCCCAGUUGAAAUUCCCACAUCGAUUGAAUCCUCUCUGCUUCAACCCUUGAAAGUGGGUGAACCCUCUCCAGAUCCCUCUGAUGACACCUUUAGAUCUCAGUCCCAAGGACUGGCAGAUCCGAUAUCGUCUUGCUUGCAAACAGAUGAAGAUACUCCGAUCCCAAGCACUCUUCCCUCUCAGGAACCAUUCUCGAGUACUGUGUCCGAGGACAAUGAGGUGACAGGUGACAUUGUUUCAGGAGAUUCCGGCAGUCCAAUAAAUGCGGAUUUGAGGAAGGACAACAUUUCCUCUGGGACUGUAGCAGCAGAAUCUCCUUUUAUUCUUUUUAACCCAAGGUCUCAGACUCAAACACUGGAUCAGGAAGUGGACAUGGAUGUUUCUUCCAAUGCAAAACCAGAAGCUGGCCAUGACUUUCCUGAUCAGUGCCAGAGAGACCAAGGUAGUAUGAUGGAGGAUGUUUCAGGGGCUCAACCACAGCUCAUGCCUGUUCCAGAUUUGAACCUUGAGCCCUUUCAUGCUGAGCAAGCGAUUUCUUCUCUCCAUUCAGACUCCGACAGUGUAGUACCCUGUGAAAGGGACCCGCCGGAGAUGGAUAACAUCCCUUCCUUGGCUCAAGCCCUAAAGGAGCUCCAUAAACUUCUGAUGUCCAACAAUUCUCCAACAGUUUCUGAAAGGAUUCCUGUAUCUGAUGCUGAUGAUACUACACCAAGACAAAAUGUUAAUGAGGUGGACCAGAAUCCUGCUGCAAGAAACCAUGUAAUUCUGAACCCAACUAUUGACUCAUCCUCUAGUACUGCCACAACAAACGACAAAGAGGAAAGUGUUGCCAAAGCUGACUGUACUUCUCAAUCAAUGAGGGAUAUUCCACACUUACCAACACCAAGCAAUCCAAGGCACACAGAGAACCAACCUUCUAUUAUGGUAGAUCCCACAGUGGAACAAAUGAUUGAGUUCCCUGAUGCAGCUGAAGGAAAUCAGGCCCUUGUUUUAGAAGAAGGUUCUGGGCAGGUGACUUCUUUUCAGAGAGUUCUUGAGCUCCCUGAGAGUCAGCAAGGGCAGGACAUUGUGGACAAAAACACCUCAGGCAUUGACAUCUCAGAUGACCUGUCUCAGCAGCACCCGCUUUCUGUAGCAGCUGGCUCAUCAAGCAAUUCCAGCCUAGGGCCUGUUGCAUCUCCUCAAGCCACUGAGACGGAUCCUCUUUUUCUUGGAGACUCCAUCCAACCUGCACCACAGCCCCCGAUGGGACAGUUUCCACUAGAGCACAUUCAGAGGAUCCAGGCUUCAGGGUUCUCAGCCCCUGAGGCUGUUGAGGCGCUGGAACAGGCUCAAGGCAGCGUAGAGCUUGCCUUAUUGGUGCUGCUUGCAAGAAAGAUCACUGUGCCCACUUAGACUCCCAAUCAACUCUUAGUGGUGGCAUCAGUCAACAUAUGAGCCUUUUUUCUUCAUGUCGUUUUCCUUUAGCAGUCCUCGUGGUUUUGUACUUGAUGGUCUUCUUCUGGCUCCUCAACUUUGCCAACAUACAUAAUGAUUAAAAAAUAGAUUUGUGAGAAGCUGGCCAUAUUUCCCUUUCAACAGAACAAUGAUGUCUGUGCAUCUCAUCUCGUCAUUCAUCUGUGACGUCUUUUUUCUUUUUUAAUUUUGCAUGUUGCCUCAAUAGUUCCUAAGGUAUUUUAUUGGUUUAGUUCGAAUAAAUUUGAUAAACCGCAAGACAUUUUAUAGGAUUAUGAAUAUUACUUCAGGUGGUGGGGCUCGGUAAUAAAGUUUCCAAUCUUUCAACGACUGCAUGGUUUUAGAUCUCAAAAUGUUAUGUGCCUGAUGUUUACUGAUCUUCUAUAGCAUCUUACUACAUUUAUUUUGUGAAAAUAGGAGCAGAUAGUAAUCUGGUAAAAAAAAAAAAAAAAAACACACAUUUCAGAGUUUUUUUCCUAUUUGAAUUGGCCAUAAUGUUCAAGCUGAGGUAAUUUUUUUUUUUCAUUAAUUUUUAUUUUAUUUGAUAGUUGCCAAUCCUGUAUAACUUGACAUGUUUUCAAUAGGUUGCCUUUGGAAAUUAUUAAAGAAUAAACUUACCGUUACCUUGUUCUUAUGUGUUCAUUGUCCACCAGACUUCUGUUAAUUAUUUAAAACAAAUCUGAAGGGGAAGUCAUCCUUUUAUUAUUAGUAGUAUUUCUUUUUUUCAGAUUUCUGAUGUUGUGGAUGUGGCUGUAGCGUUUUACAUUGUGUUUUUGAUUUAAAUGAAACGGACAGGAAAAAGCUGGUGCUGACAAAGUAGUCUACAGGAAUGUUUUUUUUUUUUUUUUCUUCCCCUUGUGCCCUUAGGGCAGCUACCACUACAUAUUGUUGGGAAGUCUGUGUUUUAUUCUCUUAUCUGUUGUCCCUUGUCUAAACACUUUGUUUUAGUGUAAAGUUCUGAUGUGCCCUUUACAGCUGUCUGUUAUCUUUUGCCAUGUCUAUACCUUCUUGUUAUUUUUAAUCUCUGGGUCAUAUAUCAUUUGUGUUCAAUCUAUUUGAAAAGCUCCAUUUCAUCUUGUAUACUAUACAGUUUAAAAACCAAAUAAAAGGAAAAAAGUGAUUCUUAUA